AACAUUUGCACAGAUGUGAUCAACAUGUCCGGCAGGAGCAGCCCUAGGCAACUGUAGUUUUCCACCGGCGCCGCCGCUGCCCUCCUAUAUGGAGGCCGCCUCUGCCCCACCACCACCACCUCUGCCUCCACCUGCCGCCGCCAUCAUCAGUACCACCACACUGAUGGGCAAGUACCGGCUGGGCCGCCUCCUCGGGCGGGGGAGCUUUGCCAAGGUCUACCGGGCGACUUCCUUAGCGGACGGCUCCGAUGUGGCGAUAAAGAUCAUUGACAAGACGAAGCCGAUUACGAAAGUGAUGGAGCCUCACAUCAUGAGGGAGGUGGCCGUGAUGAAGAGGCUCCGGUCCCACCCCAACAUCCUCGAGAUCCACGAGGUGAUGGCCACGAAGACGAGGAUCUUCCUGGUGAUGGAGCUCGCAUCGGGCGGCGAGCUCUACUCGAAGAUCCGCCGCCGCGGGCGGCUCCCUGAGGGUCUCGCCCGCCGCUACUUCCAGCAGCUCGUGGGUGCCCUUCGGUUCUGUCACGAGAAUGGGGUGGCACACAGGGACAUAAAGCCACAGAACCUGCUCCUCGAUCAAUCGGGUGCUCUAAAAGUCUCAGACUUUGGCCUCUCCGCCCUGCCUGAGCAGUUGACGAACGACGGGCUGCUCCACACCGCGUGCGGGACUCCCUCGUACACAGCCCCUGAGGUUCUCGAGCGGAAGGGAUAUGACGGGCCCAAGGCCGAUGCCUGGUCCUGCGGGGUCAUCUUGUUUCUGCUGCUCGCCGGAUACCUCCCCUUUGAAGACUCGAACCUCGCGGCCCUUUACAAGAAGACUAAUGCGCGGGAUUAUCAUUUCCCGGAAUGGUUUUCGAAGCCAGCUAAGACUUUGACUUACCGGCUCCUCGAUCCAAACCCGAACACAAGGAUGAGCCUGGAAGCUCUUGUUGGGACAGCCUGGUUCAAGAGAUCGCUCAGCCCAUCGAAUCCUCAAUGCAGAAUUCCGAGUUGUCCUCCCUCGCCAUUAGGUUCAUUCCAGAAACAAUGCGAGUUUGAUGCUGUGUCAACCAUGAACGCUUUCGAUAUCAUUUCCCUUUCAUCAGGGCUCGAUCUCUCAGGUCUUUUCGAGACGACAAACCAAAAGCUUGGCAAGAGAUUCACGUCAAGCGCUACUUUCGAGGCUAUAUCAGAGAAGAUGAAGGAGAUUGGAGGAAAAUUAGGAUACAGCGUAGAGAAAGGGAAGGGCGGCAGCAUCGGUCUGGGGAAGGGGACGGUGUCACUCAUGGUGGAGGUGGCAGAGAUCACGGAGUCGCUCUUCAUGGUGGAAGUGAAGGUGGUUGGUGGCAGCGAGGCCAAUUUCGAGGAGGCUCACUGGGGAGGGUGGAAGGAUGGGCUUCACGAGAUCGUCCUGUCAUGGCACAACGAUGUGGCUUGAAGUUGAAGGCAACUAAUUGCUAGAUAUCCGCUCUUAUAUAUCAAGGGGGGGUGAUGGCGGCGGCGGCGGCGGCGGCGGCGGCGGCGGCAGCAGCAGUGGCAGCGGUGGGCGGCAGUGGUGGAUGUGGCCAUCGAAGGCAGCCAGUGCCGGUAGCAGUGGUGGUGCUGGGAAAAUUGAUAAGUAGGACUAAUUCUGGAUGAAACAAACCUAUCAUCUUCCCUUGUACAUGACAGUUUUAUUUUUAUUAAUUUUGGUCAAUGAAUUGAUGAAAUUAUUUGUACCUAA
Punica granatum (pomegranate) is the source of this 1699-nucleotide messenger RNA. The record is from RefSeq and is a predicted model, not a curated record. NCBI's taxonomy places the organism in Eukaryota, Viridiplantae, Streptophyta, Magnoliopsida, Myrtales, Lythraceae.